CGUUUUAUUUGACUUUAGUAAGACUUCCGGAGUCAACCGAACAAGCAUGAAACAAGGUUUUAUUGCAUUUUUUAAGUUGCAAAAAUUACCUAUAAUUUUAUAAAAUGAAGAAUUGGAACGAGGGCGAAUGGGGAAGGUUGUAACUAAAGCAAGAACAAACGCAGAAAAAAAGUGAGCUGCGAUGUCUUUGCUUGAGGAUGCACUGGACGUGCUGCACAUGGUGCUGGACUAUUUUGGAGUGCCUCCAGAAAUUCUGGUGCCAGUGUGGGACAGUCCGCUGUGUGGACAGUAUCGCAGCAUUGUGAGAAUGAUCGGGUCCAACCUGCCUCUGACACCCACGGCACGGGUCUACUUUCAGCUCCCGCUCCUCACCUCCAGCCCGCACAGAUACAUGGAUGUCGCCAUGGAAACGCCAGCCAUCCCAUCAUUCGCUGACGUUCUGUGGGUACUUGAGGAUGGUUUUGCCAAGACCAGGCACCAUCUACCACUAAAGAAGCCUCCAGGACGACGACUGGUGGGAGGCGGAUGCGUUGGACAAAAGACAAACCCGGAAGCCUUGGAGAAGAUCUCUGCGCUGGAGAGCGAACUGUUCAAGCUGCAAGCUCAGAUAGCCAUUCUUGUUACUGCCACUCAGGCCACGGAUCUGCCAGAGUCCCAAAAUGCAAUCGGAACGCCGUUGAUGUCACCUGCGGCUCUCACAUCCACGCCAUGCUGUGCUCCCCCGCCUCCUCUUCCUCCUCCUCCGCCGCCUCUUCCUCCUCCUCCACCGCUAUGUCCCAGCUCGUCGUCCGUAGGCGAGCUGAUCCGACGACGCAAGUGUCACGGGAAGGACACGGAAACGAAACAGCUCAAAGCUGUUCAGAGCAUGCCCUCCAUGUUGGAUGUACUCAAAGACUUGAAGCAAGUGAAGCUGCGCUCUGUGGAGAGAUCACCAGGUGGCACGCCAGUCCCAAGGAGGUGUAUCAAAGGGGGCGCGACCAUUGCGAACGACCCAGUGGUUCUGAUAGCCGAGGCCCUCAAGAGGAAGUUUGCUCAGCAUCGUCACAACAAUUCUUCGGACAAAGAGAAUUCCCUGGAAUGUUCGCCGUUCGGCAGUCCGGACUCACCCAAGAUGUUCCAUCAUGCUCGACGCAACAAGGGGCUUUUCCAUUUGUGAUCAUGUCCGUGAACCCUGAAAAUCCCAACGUCUGUUCCCGCAUCUCCAGUUUCCACAGGUUGUUAAAUUGUUUUUUUUUUUAGUUUUGAUUUUAAGUGCCAGCCAUAAGAGUGCUCGCCACACAGUGAGCUCACUUUUAUGUUGUAUGUCAAGUGUUUUACGAUUCGUUGUAUAAAGCUGUUAUAUUUUAUUUUGGAUGCCCAAGCGGAAAAAAUACAGCAGUAAGCUGAAUUAUUUCCUUUUGGAAUUCUCGAGGAGGAUUCUACAAAUUUAGCACGGAUUGUUAGGCCCACAAGGAUUCAUACGCUGAUCAGAUCUUGAUUUGAAAUCUAUGGUAUGAUUAAUUUUGGGCUCAUCUGUAAUCUUUGUGUUCAUUUACCUGCUGAGAUAUAUUAUUAUUAUUAACUCAUUCCAAGCCCAAAAACACUUUUAUGAUUUGUGACGUUCACAUUCUGUGCAGCC
This is a messenger RNA of Phycodurus eques (leafy seadragon), 1618 nucleotides long. RefSeq names its product mitochondrial fission regulator 2 (gene mtfr2). The coding region runs from base 182 to 1156 and encodes 324 amino acids. Gene Ontology annotation, cellular component: mitochondrion. The record is from RefSeq and is a predicted model, not a curated record. Lineage: Eukaryota; Metazoa; Chordata; Actinopteri; Syngnathiformes; Syngnathidae. Gene Ontology annotation, biological process: aerobic respiration; mitochondrial fission. The transcript has 8 exons.